AUGCCUGAACAUUUGGAACUUCAACACCUUGUCGACCUGUCGGCGGGAAGCGGCGAUGAAACACUCCCUAAUUUACUUGAAAACAAGAGACCUUUGAUAAAAAGAUGCCCAUACCUCGGUCUGAUACUGGCGACACUCUCAUCAUUAUUUUUUUCGUUAUGUUCGGUCAUUGUGAAAAGCCUAGACAAUAUUCAUCCGAUGCAACUUGCUAUGUUUCGUUUUGUUGGAGUUUUGUUACCAACUGUCCCUAUAGUGAUCUAUACAGAGCAGCCAAUCUUUCCUGAAAAGAAACGGCUACUUUUAGUAUCACGAUCACUUGUUGGCACAUUCGGUUUAGCAUUCAGUUUCUAUGCUUUCCAUUAUAUGCCAUUAGCUGACGCAUCUGUCAUAGUAUUUUCAGUACCAGUGUUUGUUGCAUUAUUUGCAAGAAUUAUCUUAAAGGAACCAUGUGGUAUUUGGAAUGUAAUAUCUAUUGUGUUAACUCUUAUUGGAGUUAUAUUAAUCACCCAUCCACCGUUUUUAUUUGGUGAUGACCCAGAUGCUGAACACAAUCCUAAAUAUGAUAGUACAAGAGGUGCUAUCGCAGCAUUCCUCUCAACAAUAAUAGGCGCUAAUGCCUAUGUUCUACUUCGUAUGUUAAAAGGGUUACAUUUUUCCGUAAUCAUGACUAACUUUGGUGCUAUUGCAAUAUUACAAACGUUUCUGUAUUCAUUAAUAUUUGGAGUUUUAUGUAUGCCCAAUUGUGGCACUGAACGUAUUCUUGUUGUUUGUUUGGCACUGUUUAGUUAUUUAGGCCAAAUAUUGUUGACAAUGUCAUUGCAAAUGGAACAAGCUGGUCCCGUCGCCAUUGCUCGUUCUGCCGAUAUAGUGUUUGCGUUUUUUUGGCAGGUUAUGUUUUUUAAUGAGAUUCCCGGUAAGUUCUCUAUCUGUGGAGCUGUAUUAGUUUUGAGUUCAGUAAUGCUGGUUGGAUUACGUAAAUGGGCACUAGCAUUGCCAGCUGAUUCACAAUUAAAAAGUAAACUAGGUGUGCUGGCACGAUAA
This is a messenger RNA of Arctia plantaginis, 1041 nucleotides long. Lineage: Eukaryota; Metazoa; Arthropoda; Insecta; Lepidoptera; Erebidae. The record is from the annotation of a GenBank genome assembly.